Rhagoletis pomonella (apple maggot) is the source of this 2878-nucleotide messenger RNA. Its product is annotated as ATP-dependent DNA helicase Q4-like. Lineage: Eukaryota; Metazoa; Arthropoda; Insecta; Diptera; Tephritidae. Gene Ontology annotation, molecular function: nucleic acid binding; ATP binding; four-way junction helicase activity. The record is from RefSeq and is a predicted model, not a curated record. Gene Ontology annotation, biological process: double-strand break repair via homologous recombination; DNA replication. Gene Ontology annotation, cellular component: chromosome; cytoplasm; nucleus.
AUGAGUGAUUCUGCUUAUAAACUUAAGUACCAAAAAUAUAAAAUACGUGUUAAAACUUGGGAGAAGGAUUUUAAACGAAAAUAUUCUCGUAUUCCAUCUAAAUAUGAUAUUCGAGAGGCGCCGCAAGAAAUACGAGAUUCUUACAAAAUGUAUUAUAAGUUGAAGACUUCAUUUUUGGAGGACACGUUGAAUGAUGUAUUUGAUGAUGAUGGAUUCAAUGUGUUGGAAAUCUCUCAGGAUGAAGGCCAUUCAAUUGGAAAACACCACAACAAUGAAAGUCUAGAGAUGUCCAGCAGCAUUGCAGCAUUAGUUGGCGGUAACACAGACUCCUUGCUGCCGCUGUCGGCACAGCUCAAAGAGGAUCCCUCACCAUUUCCAACACUUGAAGAAGCCGAGCGUAUGGCAGCUCAUAAUAAGGUUGUGGUGCACAGCAGAAAUAUAUCGAAAUUGCCAGCUGCACCAAAUACUGCAUUAUAUCAGAACAGUGAAGAUGGUUGCCUAAGAGAAAAGCAAGAAAAUACAGAUGAGCAGGAUGAAGAAGUAGAUGAGGAGACCACGGGCGGUAACCGAAGUAAUGGUAACUCUGUUGAUGACUAUGAAAGCGAGAAUAGUAUGGGUUUUGAAAGCGAUGAAGAGCUUGAAAAUAUAAACCUAGAACAAUUAUCCACUCCGACUACUCAAGUUUCACCCAUUAAAAAAUAUGUAGGUCACCAAAUUCCAGAAAGUUUUCUUAAAGAAGCCGGUUUACAUUCGACAAGUACGAAUGAAAAAAUACCAGGUACACAGUUUGGCGAUAUCAGUCCUCUUUAUGAACUCGAUUCCGAAGGAAAUGUACGUACCGACGUUCCCUCCGAAGUAACAGAUGCAUUGCGUAUGUUCGGUCAUACCAAUUUUCGAAAAGGCCAAGACCGUGCAAUUAUGCGUAUACUAUCUGGUCUUUCAACGUUAGUUACUCUAAGCACCGGCAGCGGAAAGUCGUUAUGUUAUCAGUUGCCCGCUUAUUUGUAUAGCCAUCGCAGACGGGCAAUAACAUUAGUUAUAUCACCGCUCGUGUCCCUUAUGGAAGAUCAGGUGACCGGUGUGCCACAUUUUUUGCGAGCACAUUGCCUACACACAAAUCAAACACCCCAACAGAAACUUAAGGUAAUGGAGAAAAUAUCUGCUGGUGAAGUGGAUAUUUUGUUAGUGUCACCGGAAGCAGUAGUGGCUGGCGAACGUUCCACUGGUUUUGGCGCAAUUCUGCGGCAACUACCACCAAUUGCCUUUGCCUGCAUCGACGAGGCGCACUGUGUAUCGCAAUGGAGUCACAAUUUUCGCCCUAGCUAUCUGAUGAUUUGCAAAGUUCUAAGACAGAACUUGGGUAUUCACACAGUGUUGGGCCUAACUGCAACAGCAACGUUACCAACACGGCUAAGCAUUAUUAGUCAUUUAGGCAUAACGGAUGGCGUACGUGGUGUCAUAAGUGACACUCCACUGCCAGAUAAUCUUCUGUUGUCCGUAUCAAAGGACGAAAAUAAAGAUGCUGCGUUAUUGGCCCUACUUACAAGUGAUCGAUUUACUGACUGCCAUUCGAUAAUAGUUUACUGCACGCGUCGGGAUGAGUGUGAACGCGUAUCUUCAUACCUUCGCACAUGUAUGCAGGAUCAAUAUAAAGAGAAAGAUGCUUCAGCCAAUGGCAAGCGAAAGCGUAAGCGAGUAAAUUGGGCUGCGGAGCCUUAUCAUGCUGGUAUGCCGUCUUCACGGCGUCGCACAAUACAAAACGCCUUUAUGAGCAAUGAUCUACGCAUUGUUGUGGCAACCAUAGCUUUCGGUAUGGGUAUCAACAAACCAGAUUUACGUGCCGUUAUUCAUUACAAUAUGCCCCGCAAUUACGAAAGUUAUGUGCAAGAAAUUGGUCGUGCCGGUCGAGAUGGCAAGCCAGCACAUUGCCAUCUCUUUUUAGAUGCGCGUGGAGGGGACAAAUGUGAACUACGUCGACACAUCUAUGCGAACUCAAUCGAUCGACAUGUGAUACGCAAACUGUUGCAGCACGUUUUUGUGCCUUGUGCCUGUGCCAAGAAGGGGCAGUCGGAAGAGCAAUAUCAGAGAACCCAAGCUGCCAAAAAUGAAUUGGUGAUUAAUGCAGAAUCGCAAGUGAAUAAUCGAUUUUGUCCCGGCCAUGAAAUCGGAUUAUCGGUCGAACGGACCGUUGAAGAAUUGGACAUACCAGAGGAGAAUAUUUCUACAUUGCUGUGCUAUUUGGAGCUGGAUUCUCGCUGGAAUAUUAGUGUGCUUAGCAACGCCUAUACCAUGGCCAAGGUCAUAUCAUACGGAGGUGCCAAGUAUUUAAAACAUGCUGCCAAGGAAUGUGCCCCAUUAGCUAUGGCUAUUGCGCUUGAAAUAAAACAAAACAAAUUUAAGGACGAUUCAAAUUUAAUAGAGUUCUCCGUGGUUGAUGUUGCUGCUGCGAUUGGCUGGAAUAGUGGUGUGGUUAAAUAUCAACUUAAAAAUUUAGAGUGGACCCAAGUCGAUGGAUAUCCACGCCGCUCACCCAUUAACGUGAACUUUUAUGAUAUCGGCUUUCGUCUAAAAGCCCCAGGAGAUUUUAUACCUGAGGAAAUAGAUAAUGCACUUGACACCCUAUAUAAUCGCACCGUCGAGCAAGAAAGAACACAACUUAUACAGCUGCAGUAUGUUUUUCAGGGUCUUUCAUCGGUCGCCUACAAUACUUAUAUACCAUGCACUAGUGCGAAUUAUGCCCCGGAUCGCUCAAAUCAACUUAAAGGAAUUAUACGCGAUUAUUUCGAAAAUGACUAUCCAAAAGAACUUAAGUUGGAAGCUGAUGCUUCCGACUUAUCCGAUGCAGAUAUUGAAAACGAUGUACUUUCGCUCAUCAACA